Messenger RNA from Macaca mulatta (Rhesus monkey), 14769 nucleotides. The record is from RefSeq and is a predicted model, not a curated record. Lineage: Eukaryota; Metazoa; Chordata; Mammalia; Primates; Cercopithecidae.
CUUCUUCUUCUGGCUGUUCCUAAGAUGCCAUGAACACCGCCCAUGCCCACCUCACCCUGUUGCCACCCCUCCCCUGCCCUCUUUUCUUCUCCUCCUCCUAUCACAGUGUGGUUCUAAGCCAGAAUUUUAGCCCCAGCUCUGCCACUAAUAAUUGGAGGACUGAAGCUCUCUGAGCCUCAAUUUCCUCCUCUGUAAAAUGGGCGCAUAACUGACAUGUGCUCCGAAAGUUGUGAGAGGAGCAUGUGGAGAUAUAGGUGGGAUGACAGAGGCAGAGGCAGCUGGCCCCAUGGCAGUGCUCCACCAGAACUGGCUGCUGGCAUCACUCCCCUGCCUCUCCUCCCACGGCUUGCAUUUCCUCAUCUGUCACUGGAGGGGCUGGGCCAGGAGACCGCUAAGUCCCUUCUCGUUCUGGUAUCAUGUGCCCUGGCUAUUCCACUAAGCUGACCAUGGGCCGCUGCCCUAUGCAUGUGGAUGCAUCUUCGUCCUGCACAGGUUCAGGGCUUAAGUCAGGGGUGCCUUUCGUGUGAGGCUGCACCUGGACACCAGGCAGAGACACAAGCUGUGCGGGCUGCUGCUGGCAGGGCAGAUCUCCAUGGCAAGACUGGGCACAGGCCCGGCCAGCACCACAGGCCACACCCACAGCACACAGGCUGGGCGAGGGUCUGCAUGCUGCCUGGUUCCCCACCCCACUGGACGGGCCACUUCCCAGUGGGAGGCAGCUGGGCAGGGGGCGCCCACCAAGAGGCAAGGCCAGCAAGGUUCUGGAUUCAACCCCCUCCACUCUGGGAACAGGUGCCAUGUGGCAGGCGUCUGAGCCACCCCAUCAGGCAGGGUGAUGCCAGGAGCUGGCAUCAGGGGUCCCUUUUCUGGGUACCAGGAGCCAGGGUCCUCAGCUAUUCUGAGGAGGGGGGCAGAGGCCCUCUUUCCCGUGAUGCUGUUACUGCAGGCAGCCUGGAGCCACAGGCCAGGGAGCUCCAUCAGGCCUGGGGAGCAGGGGUGUGGAGUUCUGGUGCUGCCACUCCCAGGACUGGACCCCCGAAACCCCCCAUGGCUGCCACGAGCCAGCAUCCCAGCCUUCCUGGAACCAUCUCAAUUCCAGAUGUGGCCCCUCGUUGUCACCACACACCCCUGAAAUGUUGGCAUUUUGUGGACAUUCGCAGGGUGAGCCACACUUUCCAGGCUUUUUCCUCAUAUCACACAGAAGUCUCCAGUCAGGCUGAGAUAACUGCCCCUGCCCUCCUGCCUGUAAAGCUCUUGGGAUUUUGCUUGGGUGGCAACUCUGGAUUCCCUCCCAGAGCUCUGCAGAGGCAGCCUCCCAUUGCCUGUGAGUCCCCUGCCCAACGUGCAGGACUGUGGGGGGCUAAGGGGAUGUGCCCGGGCUCUGUGUUUGCACAUGCUGUCUCUGAACCCUCUGGCUUGCCCCAUCCUCUGCUUCCCCUGACAAGCCACUCGCUUCCCACCGUGAGCCCCCACGCUCCAGCCAACCCUCCUUCCAAGCCUCCACCCGCAACAGUGAUCUGACCCUUGGCCCGGUGGAGUUUUCAAGGCCCAGCACACCACAUGCUACCCCUGCCUGUCCAGGCGGUGAACCUGGGGAGGUUUGGGCAGAGGCCCGUAGUGGCCAGGCCAUCCUUGGCAAACAUACCGUGUCGGCUGUAAUAGCAGAGAUUGGGCUGCGGGUUAAUUUAUGGUGUUUCAGGGAGCUGAGUAUGGGAAUAUCUUCUGAUCUUUAAAUUAGUCAUGAAGUUGGAUCCCACCAGCACAAUUAGAACCUCAGCUAAUGAUUAUUUAUGGAGUUUGGAAUGCGUAUUAACCCGAUUGUAUUAAAUAUUAAACUCAAUUGUAAUACUUAUAUCUGUAUUUACAGUAUAAGGUACCCGUCGAGCAGCAUUACCCCCCCAUUGGAAUCGUUGGAGGCCUCAGAGCUUUGAAAGAUCUGGGCAGAGCCAGGCAGGUGGGACAGAACCAGGCUGUGGCGCGUGUACACAGCCUGAACCGGGUGGCAGCCUCGGGGGCAUGGUGGGCUGCGCCAGGAAGGGGCAGAGAAGUGGGCUGGGCUUCCUCUGGUCCCUGGCGGAACACAAGGCUCAGUGUGCCCAGUGUCACCCACCAACCCUCCAGGCAAAAGUGGAGCUGGCACCACCACCCUGGAGUUUGGAGAAGGCCAAGGCUGAUGUCAUCAUGGGUUCGCUAGGAGCCACAGCAGAUGGAGUGGCUGAGUGUGCAGGCCCUAGAGCCACAGGGAGCUGGCUGUAAACCCUGCUCCACCCCUUACCAGUCCUGACUCCUUAGGCAAGUCAUCUCUCCCUGCCUCAGAUUCCCUUCCGUACAAGAGGGGCAGUGGUCACUCCUCCCUCAGAGAGCUGUUGUGUGUUGGGUGAAUCAAUGCACGUGGAAUGCUGAGAACAUGCCUGGCUGGUGCAGCAGCUGAAGAAACACUCCAUUUUUUUUUUUUUUUAAGGUGGAGUCUCGCUCUGUCACCCAGGCUGGAGUGCAGAGGCACAAUCUGGGCUCACUGCAACCUCUCACUACUGGGUUCAAGCGAUUCUCCCGCCUCAGCCUCCCGAGCAGCUGGGAUUACAGGCGCCCACCACCACAGCUGGCUAGUUUUGUAUUUUUAGUGAAGACGGGGUUUCACCAUGCUGCCCAGGCUGGUCUCGAACUCCUAACCUGAGGUGAUCCACCUGCCUCGGGCUCCCAAAGUGCUGGGAUUACAGGCGUGAGCCACUGCACCCAGCCAAAAAACAUUAUUUUUUUUAAAAAGCAGCUUUAUUAAGAUAACAAUUCAUAUGCCAUUCACUCCUUUAGGGUGUACAAUUCAGAGGUUUUUAGUGUAUUCACAGAGUUGGGCAACCAUCAUAAUCCAGUCCAGAAUGUCUCUUCACCUAGAAGAACUUUGACCCGCCAGAGUCACUCGUUUCCGCCUCCGCCAGCCCCUGGGGGACAGUCCUCUGCUUUCCUUCCCUGGAUGGCUCUGCUCCAGACAUGUCACAUGAAUAGAAUCAUACCACGCGAGGCCUUUGUGUGGCUUCUGUCUCUGAGUGUGCCGUCUUCAGGGUUCAUCCGCGGUGCGGCAUGUGUCAGAAACGCCUUCCUUGUUAUGGCCGAACGGGAUUCCAUUGUGUGGACAGACUGCAGAGUGUCCUUUCCCGUUUUUGGCUGUGGUGAAUGACGCUGCAGUGAAUACGCGUGUGCAGCUAGUUGUUUGAACAUACGUUUUCGUUUCUCUUGGGUGUAUACCAGGGAUGGAACACCUGGGUCCUCCGGUGGCUGUGGGUUUAAAGGAAGCAUCGCCUCUGACUGUUCCAGCUCCAAGCCCAGCCCGAGGGCCUCCUGCUUCCUAGCCAUCCACAGCCCACCACAUGCCGCUUGACUACACAGUGUUAGUAUGGGUGAGGUGGGGUGGGGGAGCUGCCGUAACCAGAUCUGAAGUCCUUUGAGGGCGGCUGAUGCAUCUGGCAGACAGCCAGGCACAGGCAUGUGCUGGCAAACCCUGCCUGAUACCCCCCGCGCUUCUGUGUCCAUGGGGAGGGGCCCUCGCCCAUCCCUUUGCUUCCCUUCAGGGACUUCAGUGAGCGUGUGGUCUGCACCAUCCAGGUACUGGGGACGUGGGUGGCUGUGAGCUCAUGAAGCCUACCGUCUUAGAGGUUGGGGGGACCAUUAGUCCCCAAACAGGAAAUCAUGAUCACAUGAGUGCUCACCAGAGAACAGAACAAGUGUCAGGCCCAGGCUAUGCUUCAGGCCUGGUAGUCAGGGGCCUCUCUGAGACCUAAUGACCAGGUGAUGUCAGGGACAGAGCAAGCCAGACACAGGGACAGCUGGAGCGCAGGUCCCAGCCAGGAACAAGCUGGGAAGGUCAGAAGAAUCUGGGAGGAAACUUCAGUGAGGAUGGGAGGAGCAUGAGGCCAGGGGAUGGGGACAGAGACAGAGAGGGGAGACAGAGAGGGGAGAGAGAGAGCGGGGAGAGAGAGAGAGGGGAGAGAGGGAGCGAUAUAGGUAUGGAGAGAGAGAGAGGGAGAGAGAAGGGGUGGGGAGAGGCAGGCUGGCUCAGGAAGGUCGGGUGGCACAGCCAAGAGUCUAAGGCAGGACCAGGUCGACCCCUAGCUCUGGGGCUGGUGGAUGAUGGAGGCGGACAGGGGUGGGAUGGAGACGCCUGCGGGGGCCAUGUGGGACCCUAGUGUGGGGAGGGGUGAAGGUGACCUGGGUCGGGCACUAGCAGGACAUACAGAGAAGGGAAUUUGGGGUUGGUUUUGGAGGAAGGGCUGAGCCUUGCUGGUUGGAUUGUGCUGGGGGCGCUGGGGUCAGGAAGGAUGGGCAGGAGCCAAGCGUGCCUCCUGGGCUUUGGCUGAAGCUGCAGGCAGGGGAGACAUUUCCUGGGGUGGAAAAUUCUGGGGACCAGCAGCGGGGAGUGAGUCAGGUGGAGACGUCUGUGCCCCCGGCCUCUUAGGGGAUAAGGGGACCCUUGCUGGUGCCCUGACGUGGUAUUUCCAGGUGCCACUGAGCCAGCCCUGUACCACAGGGCUCCCUGAGUCCCAUGACCAGGACCAGCCUCUGCCCAGAGCAGGUGGGAGGAGAGAGGUCAGACCAGCCUCCCCACCCCGAUACAGAAGCUCCAACUCCUCAGUCUCACAGCAGGGCAAAGGAGUUCCCUCCUGCCUGCGUUCGGAGAAGAGCUGCGAUACCUCGGUUUGGCUGAGCGCUUACCAUGUGCCGGGCCCUUUGCUGAGCGAUCUUAAAAUUCUCUCAUUUCAUCUUCAUGGCACCCGAUGAGGCGAUACUAUUUCCUUGUGUUGCAAAUGAGAAAACUGAGGCAGCAAGGUCCUGAAGCUCCUGCCAGGUCAUAAGGGCAGGAAACUCUCCGCCGUCCUGAUAUUCAACCCCCACCCCAGUCUCCAGCCAAAAGGCAGGAGCACAUCUUGAGAACAAUUGUAGGAGGGGUACCAGUGCCCAGAAAGGUGGUACCGGUGCCCAGACAGGUGGACGCUGCUGGCAGGAGGACCGGCCAGGGCACACAGCCUUCUCUUGGCCAGCUGUGUGCACGGGGUCAGUGUCCGCCCCUGCCCUGGCUCAGCAGCUCUGCUGACACCUGACUGUCUCUCCACGAGGCCAGGGUGGCGCUGGACACUAAUCUGGGGCACACCUGUGCUGAAUCGCCAACCCUGGAAGAGUUCUGCCUGCAGGAAAUGGAGGGGGCAGGGAGACCUGGGUCAGCUCCAGCUGGCCAGGCCAGGUCAGGUCCCUUCUUGGCAGAAGGUGCCUCCUUCCCCCCUGCACAUACUGCCUGUCACUAUGGCAGGAGGGCAUGGGCUCCCUGCAGCCCAGUUCUUUCUGUCCUCGGACUUUAACUGUUUUUGCACUGAAGCCAGCUCCUGGCACCUGUCUGCAGCCAUCCUGGACCUGCCCCACUCGGACAUCACUGCCAAUGGGCUGAGCUCUGUGGUACCAAUACCCAUCUUGGGGCCACCUAUGUGCCCCAGGACCAGGGUCAGCCUCACGCUGCCCCCCAGGACUAGGCCCAUCUGCUAGCACCCCCCAGAGCACUGUUUACCCUAUAGCCUGCCAAGCUGAGCCUGGCUUGGUGAUUUCACUGGGGGACCACAGGGACUCUGGGCACAGGGCAGCCUCUUAUGUGCAGGCCUCUGCACACCUCCUCCAAUAACCUGACUCCAUCCACCCCACCCUAAAACACUCUCUCCCUUUCUCACAGCCCUGGAGCCCAAAGCAUCCUAGAAAAUUCUGGUGACACCAGGUUUCAGGCAGAGCGCUCUGAACACAGACUUUGGUCUCAGCCCUGUCCCCAAAACCAACAACAAAUGACAAGAGUACAAGUGGCUCUCAGUCCCUGGUGGUGGGCCUCACUCCUGGGGGCUUUAGGUAGGCUGUGGAGGGGUUGACUCAGAUUGCUGCAGGGGCUCAGAGAACACCCUGGAUCUGCUGGCACAGGCAGGGCAGCGCCGCCCGUCCACCAGACAGCUAGAUCCCGCCAGGGACUCCUGGUAGCCACAGGUCACCACUCUAUUCUUUGGCUCCAAGCCAAGCCCCAGAGGGAGUCAGUGCUACUCCCGGGAGGCAGAGCCCCAGCAGGGCGCCCCUUGAAACAUGGGAACAUUUUUCAAAUUCCUAGCAGGUUAGUGGCUUCUCUGCCAUGGCCCACUGCCCUCGGAGGCUCCUGGUACUGGGGGUGGCCCUGGAGAUGGGGACACGGGGCAAGCAGACAGAGGCACAACCGGCACAUCGGGAAGACAAUCUUUCUGGAGAAGGAUGUUGGGAAAGGGGACAGGGGAGGAAGAGGACAGGAUUCAAGCACCAACUUCCUGCAUCCAGGGCCCUCCCUCCACAGCACCCCAGGGGCACAAAGGACUGACUCACACAGGAACAUGAGUCAGGUGACACAAUUAUCUGCGAUGACAGAGCUGGAACGGAGCAAAACACCCAACUUAAACAAUGUCACCAACAAUAGGGAAUUUCCCAAAGGGGGCAGUUGGAGCGAUCUGACAGGAGGACAGGGGAGACCCCCUGCCCCCUCCUUAGGAAACAGCAGGGAAGGGGCCACCUGAGGAGGCAGCCAGGUAGGACCUGUGUGGCCCCACGUGGGCAGGGGCCAUGUGGCUCCCCAGGCCGGCGGGCAGCCUGUGUAACACUGAAAAGAAGGGAAUGGCUUGUCCCAGCUCCCACUGGGGAGAAAAUGCUGGUGGUUAUUCCUGUAGGCUUGUGAUUUUAAGUGAUAGUAUCUCCAGUGUGUUGCCACCUGCGUGCAGGUCUGGACUCAGAUGAGCCAUGUGUCACAGGGACAGUCAGACAGUGAGGCCCGGGUCUUCCUGCAAAUAGGGCGUGAGGUUCUCCUUCAAGGCAACCCCGAGAUCAACAGGGCCCCCCGCCCCCAGCCCCAAAGGCCAUUUAACCAGUGACUGCCAAUAGCAACAGCGGCUGCUGCCUGUGUAUUUCUGAUCUCUAAGCCUGGACUGCUUCUCUCCAGCAGGGAACCCCGCACACCCCAAAGCUGGUGUUAACCCUCCCCCUGACCCCUUACUGACUCCACAAGUUUCCGUCGUCUCUCAGCCUCGGCGUUCCCACCCCGGAAAGGGAAAUGGCCCUAACCAGGCCCACCCACAGGGCUGUUUUGAGGACAUAUAUUCCGCGGGAAGGGCCAGCUCAGUGCUGAAUACGUGGCCAGCCCUCUGUGACCAGCUGCUGGUGUGGAUUCUGUUCUUGUAGUCACUGGCCGGACUAGACCCUUUGGAGCCAUGGGGAGCCCCCAGGGAGCUCCUGUGCCUCUAGGUCCUGACCCUCCUCAUGUUGUCCUGGGGGUAGGAUCUGCUUCUUUUCUGGGAUCUGAUACUUUCUACAGUGGUGCUGCACCCUUUUAGGACCUGUGUCCUUACUGUCUUUAAUAAGGCAACGGGGUCCAGAGAAGUUUGGCGAUUUGCCCAGGGUCACCCAGGGAAGUAGCCACAGGGUCAGAGCUUUCAGUUGGAAUGAGAUGGGGUGGGAGAAGGGAAAAUCAGAAGAAAGACCUGGUGGUAGGAACAUGGCCCAGGCAUCCUCCAUCCUCAGGAAGAGUGUUCCAGUGUGCCUUGGGAGGGACCUGAUCCUGGGAGAAAGUCCUGCCUGGGGAGAAAGACAGCACAAAGAGCGGCUAAUGAGCUUGAGUCCCAGCAGGCACACAGGGAUCCGACCUGAGCUUAGAAGACCCCCAUGCCUGGCUUAAUGCUCUGCUGUCCCACCUUCAAAUUCUUACUAAUUUUUAGGCCAGGCACAGUGGCUCACGCCUGUAAUCCCAGCACUUUGGGAGUCCAAGGCGGGCGGAUCACCUGAGGUCAGGAAUUUGAGACCAGCCUGGCCAUCAUGGUGAAACACUGUCUCUAUUAAAAACACAAAAAUUAGCAGGGCAUGGUGGCAGGCACCUGUAAUCCCAGCUACUCAGGAGGCUGAGGCAGGAGAAUCACUUGAACCCAGGAGGCAGAGGCUGCAGUGAGCCGAGAUCGCACCACUGCACUCCAACCUGGGUGACAAGAGCGAAACUCCGUCUCAAAAAAAAAAAAAAAAAACUUAUGAAUUUUUAAGAAAAGAUGCAUAUUUUCAUUUUGCAAUGGGCCCUGAAAAUUAAGUAAUCAGUCCUGGGCUUUGGAGAAAAAAAAAAAAAUAGAAAGAAAAGUAAAGAAAAGGAGUCCAAAUCCAGCCCCAGCAUCUUGUUGCAUAACAUUGGACAAAUGACUUAAUAUCUCUGCCUCAUUUCCUUAUCUGCAAAAUAGGGAUGAAGAUGGCGUGUAGCACGUGCUCUGUGCAAGGUAUUGUCAUGGUCACGCCAGUGGGCAAAGGCUGUUGUCCCUCUGUGUGUUUGUGGAUUAAAGCAGGAGAGCUUCCCCACCUUGCCCCCCAGGCCCAAGGGAGGAGGAACAGGGCAGCCAGAACGGCCUCUUUCCCCUCCUUACUCUGCCUCCAUCGCUCUCUUCCCAGGCCCUGCACGUGGAGGGGACCAGUCUUGGAUGCCCUUAGUGGUGUGUCCUGGUCUGGCCCCACUGUAUUAUUCUCGGUAAGAAAUGGCGGCCCUUGUUCCUGCCCAGUGGUAAAAGGAAAGAAGAGAAGUGGCCAUAUUAAAUAAUAGGAAAGGACAGACCUGGGUACAGGAGAAGGAGGCAUGGCAGAUGGGCCACAGGUGUUUGGCUUGAGCAAGACAGGGGAGGGGGUGACACUCUUGAGCUGGGGAGUGCAGGAGGAGAGGCUUUUAGCGAAGGGUACUGAGAUCAGCCUUAGAGGCUUGGGUAUCUGAGGGACCCCAGUGGACAGGUCAAUACACUUGAAGAGAUGGUUCUGAGCUCAGGAGACAGGCAAGGACAGCACACUUCUCUUUGGAAGUAAACGGCACAAGGCUAUUCUCAAAACCAUGGCAGGGGCCCUGGCAGUGGAGUUGGGAAAAGGGAGCAGGGAACGCUCCUCCAUGGAAACUGACAUUUAUGAGGAAGAGGAGUCAAUGGCAAAGGGUUGGAGGAGCCACCAAAGGACGGAGGAGAACCAGGAGGGCGGCCACAGAGGCUGAAGACCAGCAAGAGGGUGGCAGGAAGGAGGAAGGAAGUGAUUCUCAGAAGGGGCAGAGGUAAAGCCAAGAAGGCAGACAGAUGCAAGCUGAAUGGAGAAGCAGCAGUGGCCCUGACAGCAGCAGUGGUGGGAAGGACAGAGUCUCCACCCCAGAUGCUGUAGGGUGGGCACAGGGAGGGGCAUUGUGGGCAGGUGGAUGAGAGCAGUGGCGGGGCUCACCUUGCUGGAGCGUUUGCAGGUGGAUGAGAGCAGUGGCGGCUCACCUUGCUGGAGGGUUUGCAGGUGGAUGGGGCAGUGGCGGGGCUCACCUUGCUGGAGUGUUUGCAGGUGGAUGGGGCAGUGGCAGGGCUCAUCUUGCUGGAGGGUUUGCAGGUAGAUGAGGGCAGUGACAGGCUCGCCUUGCUGGAGGGCUUGCUUGAGUUAAUGUUUACAAUGGAAAGGAACCCAGCACUUAAAUGCUAAUGACAAGGAAAGAGAGGGUGUUGACACUGGAGAGGGGACAGUGACAGACAAGGGAGAGGAAAGACCAAGGCCCCCGCAGGAGAAAAGAAGUGGGGGGGUGCAGGCAGCUGACAGUGGAACAGGAGGGGAGGUCACCUGCAGAAAGUCAGGUAGCGGGAGAACAGAGAAGGUGUGGAUGGGACGAUCCCCAGGGAGACAGGGAGGAGGAUCCAGCGGGCCAGGUGACAAUAGAGAAGGUGUGUUUAUAGGGCAGUGAUCCUCAAGGGGGGAAUUUUUCCCCACAGCUCUCAGAGGCAGGAGUGGGAAGGGCCAAUAUUCACUAAGCACCUGUUGCCUGUGAGGAGUCCCGGACAGUGACCUGUGACUCCUUGGAUGGUUGAGUCCUGGCGUCUGUGUGUUUCCUGGGGCUGCCAUAAUAAACCACGCAGCUUCAAUAGCAGAAAUGCCUCCUCUCCCAGUUCUGGAGGCCAGGACUCUGAAGUCAGGGUGUGGGCAGGGCUGUGCGCCCUCUGAAGGCUCCAGGGGAGGAUCCAUCCUGGCCUCUUCCAGCUCCUGAGACCCUGGGCAUUCCUUGGCUGGGACAGCAUUGCUACAAUCUCUGCCUCUGCCCUCCCAUGCCUUCUUCCCGGCGUGUGUCUGCACGUCUCUAUCUUUCGUAUCCACAUCUCCCCUUCUCAGAAGAACCCCUGUGAUUGGAUGUAAAGCCCACACCAGUCCAGUCUGACCUGAUCUUAGCUAAUUGCAAAGAUCCUAUUUCCUAAUGAGGUCACAUUCUGAGGCUUUAUGUAGAUGCGAAUUUGGAGGGACACCCCAGUGCGACAGCUAAGCUGGACAAGGAGGCGUGUGAAGACGAGAGGGUGAGAGGGAGACGUUUCCGGGCGCAACAGCUGAGCUGUCCUAAUUAGGCCCAGGACCGAUGUCCUCUGUGGGAGGAGGGAGCAGAAAUGAGAGAAAAAGGAAAAAGGGUGGCAGGGAGCAGGCAGCACAGGUUGGGACAAGGUCUGGGGACUACUGGAGAAGGACAGAUAGGGAGGGGAGUGAAGGCAUGGGAAGUCAGGGAGGGAGAAGGAUGCCAGAGCCUUGGGUCAUCGCUCGGGGGCUGGAGUCAGCCAGGGCAUGAGCGUGGCUUUUCCUGGGGGAAGGGAGUCCAGGAGGAGGUGCGGGCCAGAGGCUUGGGGUCACAAAAGAGAAGAUCAGCUUCGUUUUCCCAUGAAGAUGGCAGAGGGCUGGCCUGGGAACUGUGGCUGGAGCUCAGAGGGUGGAAGAGACGUCCAGACCCGCAGCGGGAGAGUGAGCAACACUCCAGCUGAGGAAGGGCCAGAAGGUCUGUCGUGGAGGAAGGGGCGGAGCUUGGCCUCUGUGGUCAGGAGCAUGGCACUCAGACCCGUGCGGAAGCCAUCGAGGGGCAAUGUCGGUCACGCCCAGGGAAGAACUUUUGAGUAGGGGCGGUUUCUGGAAUGAAAUGGGACGUGAGGCAAGGUGGGCUGGGAAACACUGGUACCAUUGCAGAGGCAGCCUGAGCGUGGCCAGGGUCUGGCUGGAUGGUCUGCAACCAGCCAGCCCUGAGCAGAUGCUUCCCGCAGGGGACGCCCUCGCAGACUCCCGGAGAAGCGGCUCUCCCUGCUUGCCCCUCACGGCAGCCAGGAAAUGCAUUUACUCCGCCUCCAGGAGAUGGGAGAGAAAAUGGAUGAUGCGGAGGGUUGAAAGAGGUGAAAACUCCCUGGAGAAGGGGAAAAUUUGCAGAGACCGAGGACAUUUUUGACAUGUGCAGGUUGAAUUCUAUAGAAGGGGUAUGAAAAGCGGAAGGCAUUUUAGAAAUCGUGUGGAUAGAGCCCAGAGCCAUCAAGAGUUAGGCUGGACAGACACCCCCUUCCAGUCCUUUUCUCUCUGCCUUGCCCGUUUCUAGCUCCUCCUCCUCCUACCCUACCAAUUGACAUGCCCAGGUUUCCACACCUUAGACCCUUCCUGGGCUUCUCCAUGACUCAGGAGGUCUCUCCCUGAGAGGAAUGGUGUCACCCGAGGUCCCAGACAACGAGGCCAUGAGCCCUGGCAUCUUCCUCCAUAGAGAGUGACAUGGGGCCAGGACUGGUUGCUCACACCUGUAAUCCCAGCACUUUGGGAGACUGAAGCAGGUGGAUCAUCUGAGGUCAGAAGUUCAAGACCAGCUUGGCCAACAUGGUGAAACGCUGUCUCUACUAAAAAUACAAAAAUUUGCCAGGUGUGGUGGCAUGCGCCUAUAAUCCUAGUGAGUUGGGAGGCUGAGGCAGGAGAAUCGCUUGAACCUGGGAGGUGAAGGUUGCAGUAAGCCAAGAUCAUGCCACUGCACUUCAGCCUGGGUAACAGAGCAAGGCUCUGUCUCAAAUCAAAAAAGAGAGAGUGACAUGGGCAUCGUGGCUCAGGGUUACAGCGUUUCAGGACUGGACAGACCUUGGAGAUCAUCCAUCCCAACACCAUCAGCUUGAAGGGGAGGCACUGAAGGCCCUAAAGGUUCAGCGACCCGCCAAAGAGUAUGACGCCCCAACCAAGGCUGAGAGAUGGCACAGGGCCCAGGGCCAGCGAGGUCUGCAUCUGGUGUGAUGCCCCUUUGCCCCCACCCCAAGUGGGUGGGCUUCAGUGCAAUUCUGCCACUCACUGCUCAGAGUCAGCCUCAGACUCCAAGGUGCAGGGCAAAGUCCCCCACAAGACCACCCUCACUUCCAAGCCAGCUCCUAGUCUCAGGACCCACCUUCUGACCAGCCAGCUGCAAAUUCUGGGGUUCCUAUGACUCCCUCAGGUUCAUUCAUUGCUAGAGCAUCUCACAGAACUCAAGAAAGUGGCAUACAAACGAUUCCAGUUUUGUUAUAAAGGAUCCAGGGAGGGCGAGGUCUGAGCGGGAGCACGGAACUUCUAUGCCCUCACCCCAUCACUCUCCGGGCACACCCACGUGUUCGCCAAGCAGGAAGCUCCACCGCACUUAGGGGCCCAGAGCUUUCUCCAUCAGGAUUUUAUGUAGGAAUGAUUGAUGACAUUACUGGACACCUGAUUGAACUCGAUCUCCAGCCCCCUCCCCUCUCCUGAGGCUAAGCCAGUCUGAAGUCCCAGCCCUCUAACCACAAAGUUGGCGUCUCUGGGCUCAGCCCCCAUUCUGAAGCUAUCUUAUCUGGGGGCCACCAAGAGUCACCUCAUAACUUUCUAAAGACCGUCCUGGCAUGCAGGAAAUUCCAAGCAUUUCUGGAGCUCUGCACUGGGACCCCAGCCCAGUAACAGCCCCCCUGCAAGUCAAAUCACAGAACACAGAAACUUAGCCGAACAAGUCCAACCCAAUUCCACAUAAUACCCCCUAAGAAAAGGAAGAGUCCCGACAAACACAGAGAGCACACCUGGAUGAGACAGGCGGGUGGAGCACUGACUUUGGCAGGUAAAUCAGAAGCUGAAGAAAACAAGGUGAGAAGGUGCCUGGACCAUGAAGAUGAGGACACUUCCCUUCAAGGGGCUUAAAUGUCCUCAAGGGGAAUAUGCCAAGAAGUCCAGGCUCCCACAUCAGCUGGGGAUGGAGGCCAGGCCAAACGGGAAACUCGCUCACUUCACUCAAGGUUGUUUCUGCCCUGGGAGAACAGGCAGCUAUAACCAGGGUCUUUUCCCAGUGGAAUCAAAGGAAGGAGGGCAGGGCAAUGCCCAGAGAAGGCUGAGAGGGACAGGAAGGCUGGAGCAGACAGUCUCACCUGCCUGGUCCAGUUGAGCAGCCCUCUGGGAAAAGUCAGCUCUGGUCUAAGUCUGUUACAGCGGGAACGGAUUUACACAGUGUUUGUAUAAAUUUAAAUUCCUGCUGCCUAAGCAGGCUGGCUGCUGUGCCAUGAGCCCUCUUGACUUGAGCUCUGUGGGGGCCCCCUCCCCAAGCCAGUUCUGAGCCACCUGUCCAAAGUCACCUGGAGCUGGUGGUGAACACGACCUGCCCGGAGUUGGCAGCCUUGCCUAGGCGCAGGCUCUCAGGAAGCAGUUUAUAAGCUUACCUGCAAAAUCCCAGCCCACUAAAUCUCCGGAAUGGGAGAGGAUUCACCUAAUGGAAUUAGAAAGUAUAAAAUAGCAGUGAUCUUGAAAGGCAUUCGGAAACUAAGCCCUUUCUGGAAAUUGGAAAGUCGCUAACAUCAGCCUGGGAGACCCUGGAAAUUACAGACCCGUGUGCCCAGAGGUAAUAAGGUCAAACUGCUACACGUAUCUAAAAGGAAAUCGGACUCUAACUCACCAGAGUGCUCUAAAAAGUUAAUAGAGUGGCAGUCAUUCUGGCAGCCCAGUGGACAUAAUUUACCUGCGUUUUCAAAAAGCUUUUGAUGAGGUCCUUCAUGAGAGACUAUUAGGGAAAGGAAAAAGCAAGAGCGAGGACAGUGUCAGCUGCUGCCAGUGAAACCCUCGUUAAGCGGGAGGCUGUGGGAGCCCCAGAGACCAGCUGCUCCCCACGACCGCCUGAAGACAGUUAAUAAUUGUGGCCCCCCAGGGCCGGCUUUGGGGAGGACACGGCAUCACAUUUAAAAACUUAGGAGCAAGAUCAUGAAGGCUGGUUUCGUUUCCAGCAUUCCUCCAGGCUGAGAGGGUUUUGUUCUUUGGAACUGUUUGUGUUCUGCUUUUUGUCCUUUGGAUCAGGGGGCUGGACCGCAUCUGCCCAGCUCACCCUGUGGUCACUGCUGAGCGUGGCAUCCGGCAGGGGAGGUGGUGGAAAUCUGCCUGGAACGGAGGCUGCGUGGGCUGCUUUCUGGAGUCAUUUGAUGUAGUUUUUAUGAUUGCCACACAUCUGCGCUCCCCCCUCCUCUCACACUGAGGGUCUCCAAGGGCAAUGGUGGCAGCCAGACCAGUAACACUGGACGCUUCCCCAUGGUCCCACCCAGCUCACCCCACAGAAACUUACAGGGGAACAGAACUUUCCGGGGGGCCAGGAGCCAAGGAGAAGGUAUAGAACCUGGGGAAGUCGAGCCUCAGUUUGUGGAGCACACCCCCUCUGGCAGUACACACAGGACCCACCAACCACAGAGGCUGUACCCCGGGCCCAUCCUUGCUAAGGACCCAGGGAGGAAAACAGAAACAGAACCAGGUGAGUGAAGUGGGGAAGCUAUAAGGAGAAUCUGCUCUUGCUAGAAUUAAGCUCCAGACCGUAGCGUAUGGAUGAGUCUCCUGGGGCUGCUGUAACAGGUGAUCAUGAACCGGGUGACGUGAGACAACAGAAAUGGAUUCUCACUGUUCUGGAGCCCAGAAGUCUAAAAUCAAGAUGUCAGCAGGAGCUGGGUGUGUGACUUCUGCCUG